Molecule: messenger RNA, 2259 nt
Organism: Anthostomella pinea
Lineage: Eukaryota; Fungi; Ascomycota; Sordariomycetes; Xylariales; Xylariaceae
Source: the annotation of a GenBank genome assembly
AUGAACGAAAACGUGCAAGUCAAGAUCGAUGGUUCGGAUGAAGCCAACGUCCAAGUCAAGCAUUCGAGACCGUCAUUCUGGGCAGGAAGUUUCGCGCACUACCGCAACAACCCCCACUGGGGAGUCAUCGCGUACGGCCGUCCCGGCGGGGACGUUAAACAUACGUUUCAUAGGAUAUACGAGCGAGGAGCAGAGGAUGCCGGCGCAAGUAACGGCAAGGCUGGGAGUACCAUCUCAAACCCGCUGCAGACCAUAUGCAGGCUCUUGAGCGAACAUGGGGGUUUCGUCGCGACUGUCCCGCUUGAGACGGAGAGAGUCGAAAAGCUAGUGAUCAACGUCGUGGACGACGAGUCGGCCCACGGAUACACAUUGGAUAGCUGGGCCGUUACCGAGGCGGUUGGUAAUGGUACCAUGGACAAGGAGCUGCUCGCACCGGCGACGGCCGUGGAUGUUACCUGCGACAUCAAGAAGAUCAACAAGCCUACCAUCGAUGCCGCUCGGCAAGUAAAUCGCAUGCAACCCAUCCGUUCCACUGCCAAUGAGUCUCCGGGCACAGUCGUUGAAGAGGCUCAGGACACCAAACACAGAGCCCAGCGAGCUUACUGUCAGAUGUUUGCGGUCUGCAUGUACGCUGAAGACUUGCGAUAUGGCGGAGGCGACGACUUCCUCGCUGCCCUUCGGGAUAAGACUUCUUUUCUGAACAGCAUACGUCUAGCUUCGUAUUGUUGCACGCUGGGCUAUGUCGAAGGGUGUUGUUGUCUGCUCCACCAAGUUAAUGACGAUGGUGAUCGUGUAUGGUGGAAUGACCAGGCAUUCUGGACGCACGAGUUCCUGCCCAGCUUGGCCGAGUGGGAGAACCUCCAGCUCGCGGCUGUCGGACCUCAGCAGCACCUCGUUGUUGCUUCACUGUCCGACCAUGACGAGUAUAUGUCAAUCGUUUACGUCCGCGCUUUGGAGCUCGCGAACAUGUAUACUUCGUCGAUGAUGCGUUCUGACGAUGUCGUUGCUAUCCGCAAUCACAACGCCUCGAUGCGGUUUGAAGCUCUGCUUGUUAUGAUCACAUCGACUUGCAAAUACGCAUGCGCAAGAGCAUUGUCCGUCAGUCUCAAGGCAGACUUCUCUGUCUCUGCUGGUCUUCACUCCAGACAUGAAAGCACCUAUAACGAGUUCAGCGUGAAUCCACCCCUCGAUCACUACCGCGGAAAACUUGCUGCCUCCAAAGGGUCACUCAAUGACGUUUGGGAGACGGUCAACAAGAAUGAGGUCGAGCCUGCGAUUCUCAGAACGACGCUCAACAUAAUUUGCUCAAGAACGCCCUUAACUUGGUCGAUACAAUGCCGACGACUGCUGCGGGUGGCAACCUUCGGCCGCGAAGUUGGUAUUUUCCGAGCAUCGAUCAGUGGCAGACCUUGGAGCAGAGGCUGCGAGAAGAGGUUCCACAGUCGACCACAUGCAUCCCAACAUGCAAAUGGAAAAGAAGAUGCAGCCACCGACGCUGACCUAACGAGCCUUCGACAGAAGCUCGGUGCAACAUUCCGAGCCAAUCUAGCCUUAAAAGACCUGCCCCAAGGACUUCAAGGAAAGCAGCAUCCCUCCAACGGCUCGGGCUCUCAGGUUGACGCCGGUCCCCAAGGUGCACUGGGAGUUACGUAUGCUGGGCUUGCAAUCGCUCAGGGGGUUGCGGGUGCUGGGCUUGCAAUGGCUCCAUCCAACGGACAAGCUGGUACCGACAUGAUUCGAUUUCGGCAGCUUUUCGAACGACCUAUCAACCAGUACCCGAAGCCACAGGCCUCAAGCUACCCGCCGCCGUCAACACCCCACGACAACAUCGACGAAGAUGAAGAUGACAAAGACGAUGAUGAUGUCGCUGGCGUAGUCAAGACCGAAGUGUACCUGCUGUGCCUUCAGUCAGCCAGCACCAGGUUCUUCAUCUUCGCCAGCCGAAAUAUGCAACAUCGCAUUCAUCAGCGAUCCCGCUGGACGACCUGCUACCGUCCUCCGAAAGGCCAGGUCGUUCUUCAAGAAGAUGACCAGCAACACAACGACGCGGAGCCGUUGGCUUCAUCGUCUGAAGACGACUUGUACCAGGCUAAUGGACCAACGACCGCCAAGCCCCUUACCUUCGCCACCAGGUCGCCCACAUCAAAAAGGAGGUCGCCGAGUUUCAGACCAGUGGUGGCUCUGCUGCCGGUGACGGCUUCGUACCAAGGAUCUGAUCGCAAGGCCAAGCUGAUCGUGAAGUUUCGCGAGACACCUUGA